Messenger RNA from Symbiodinium natans, 1521 nucleotides. NCBI's taxonomy places the organism in Eukaryota, Dinophyceae, Suessiales, Symbiodiniaceae. The record is from the annotation of a GenBank genome assembly.
AUGGAACUGGUCGCCCAGCCAUUGCUCCUCUUUGCGGAUGAGCCUACCAGCGGGCUGGACAGCACCACGAGCCAUGAGGUUGUUCGAUGCCUGAACAGCGCCGCAGCAAGGCUGAAUUCUACAGUCGUUGCGGUUAUUCAUCAACCACGCUACGAGACACUGCGGCUCUUUGAUGACCUAGUGUUGCUGGCAUUUGGUGGUUGUUUGGUCUAUGCUGGGCCCACAGAGGAUGCUGUGGAGCACUUCAAAACGCGCUUGCACGUCACCUUUGCGCAGAACACAAAUCCUGCUGACAUCCUGAUGGAUGCAAUUCAGCCGCCAAUGGCUGAUCCGGAGGUUUGUGCCAGCGCAUGGAAGUCCUGUGCAGCCUUGCAGGAGAAGGUCGUGGAGCAGACGAUGCUGCCAGCGAGCGUGUUCCGUCGCUCGCGCCAACCUUUCUUCCGUGCGGUCCUGAUUUACAUGGAUCGGUCCAUGCUACAAACAAUCAGGGCGUACGUCUCUCUCACCAUAAACUACAGCCUGUGCUGUGUGGCCGUGAUGCUUCUGUGCAUGAUCUUGACCUACGACCGGCUGGACCAGUUUCUUAUGCAGUCGGCGCUGGCUGCGCUCUUCCUCAUGCUGCUUCAGGGCGUUGCCGCACAGCAGAUAUUUGGGGCUGAUUUGCUCACCACCUGGCGAGAAGCAAGGGUCGGGAUGCCAAUGGUUGCCUAUUUCGUGGCCAAGGACUUGACAGCUUGCGUCGAGGUCACGAUGUCGUCGGCAGUCUUUGCGGCAGCUUAUGGCUAUGCAAGUGGCAGCCAAAUAUCCUUGUGCCAGCUCUUUGCAGGGUCUUGGGCAUUUGUCUUUGCCAUCUUUGGCCUCAACUAUAUCUUCAGCAUCAUCCUUUCACCAGGCGCGGCGCAGAUGAGCGCCGUGGUCACUUCUUUCCUGUCCUUCUGCACCGCCGGCGUCUACCAGCCACAGCUGAACGAGAUGGCCGGCAUGUUUCAAGGACGAGGUUGGAUGGUGCCGGCGCUGAGUCCUGUUCGAUGGCUGUGGGGGUACAUGCUUACUGCAGAGGUUCCCAACCUGACGCCCCUCACGCUCCAAGGGGCAACAGGCAGCCUGCUGAACAAGGGCUAUAACGUGAAGUACCUGCACGAUUGCAAGAACUCCAUGGUGGGCAUUCAGGAUCAGGCUGUCAGAACUCUGAAAGAGGCUUGGCUCGACGACAGAGGUUGGGUGUGCUCUACUGCGCCGCUGCUGUUGCUCGGCAUCCUCUUCCGCUUCCUUGCAGGAUGCUGCUUGCUGCUGUAUGUGAGUGCGCAAACGAGUGGUUGGGCGCGCUUCUUUGGUCAGUCAGAAUUGGGUGCGUGGAAGCUGGCGGGCCACUUCUUCAAGCUUUUAGUAGGUUCGUUCUUGAUCAUCUUCCUCUUUGCUGAGGUCUGGAUCUUCGGAAGCCUUCAUUUGGAUUUCAACGCUGGACAUUUCGAUCGGCAAGCCGUGCACAGCGAAGAUCUUGAGUUUGUUUCUUUCGGGUGA